Messenger RNA from Larimichthys crocea (large yellow croaker), 3091 nucleotides. RefSeq names its product PMS1 homolog 1, mismatch repair system component (gene pms1). Gene Ontology annotation, molecular function: mismatched DNA binding; ATP binding; ATP-dependent DNA damage sensor activity. The record is from RefSeq and is a predicted model, not a curated record. Gene Ontology annotation, cellular component: MutLalpha complex. Gene Ontology annotation, biological process: mismatch repair. Bases 203 to 2923 code for a protein of 906 amino acids. Lineage: Eukaryota; Metazoa; Chordata; Actinopteri; Sciaenidae. The transcript is spliced from 13 exons.
UUGUUUAUGAACCCGUGUCCAAAGAAGCUCGAGCCAGUUUAAAUUUACCGUUAAUUACCGUUAAUGUCGCGUGUAACGUCGCCACGAGGCUGGGUUUAACUUAACGUUUAUCUAACGUUGGGUCAACAUUACUGUGAAACGUCUUUAAAUGUCGUUAACUGGUUUAUUGAGGAGUUCACUGUGACUUCAGGUGCUUUGAAUCAUGAAGCAGCUGCCUCCAGACACGGUGCGGCUGCUGUCCAGCUCGCAGGUCAUCACCUCUGUGCUGAACGUCGUGAAAGAGCUGAUGGAAAACUCCCUCGAUGCCGGGGCUUCAAGCGUUGACAUCAAACUGGAGAACUACGGUUUGGACAGGGUCGAAGUGCGUGAUAACGGCCAUGGAAUCAAAGCUGCCGAUACUCCUGUGAUGGCCGUGAGACAUUUCACUUCAAAGAUCUGUAGCCACGAGGACCUGGAGCGUCUGGAGACGUACGGCUUCAGAGGAGAGGCACUGGGCUCCGUCUGUGCCGUGGCCGAGGUUGUUGUCACCACAAAGACAGAGGAGGAUGAGAUCAGCACACAGUACACGCUGAACUCCACGGGGGAGAUUGUUUCUCAGAAGCCGUCUCACUUAGGUCAAGGUACAACAGUGAGUGUACUGAAACUUUUCAAGAAUCUUCCAGUGAGACGGCAGUACUAUUCCUCUACCAAGAAGUGCAAGGAGGAACUGAAGAAAGUGAAUGAGCUGCUGAUGGCCUACGCCAUUAUAAAACCUGACUUGAGGCUCACGCUUAUUCACAAUAAGGUGGUGGUUUGGCAGAAGGCCAAGGUGGCCGAUCACAGAAGCGCCCUCAUUGCUACACUGGGGCCCAGCACCGUUGCCAACCUGCUCCCUUGCCACCAUCACCAAGAGCAACCAGAGAUCGUUUUAGAGGGCUUUUUUCCGAAGCCUGGAGCAGAUUACUCUUCGACAAGCUCAUCUAACCCCGACAAAACCUUUAUAUUUGUCAACAACCGGCCUGUCCACCAAAAAGAUGUAAUGAAGUUGUUGCGUCAACACUACACUGCUCAGUAUCCCGACGACCAGGCCCGAAACCGCUAUCCCAUCCUCAUGCUUAAAGUUACAGUUUCACCUUCCUCUGUCGAUGUCAAUCUGACACCGGACAAGACCCAGGUUCUUCUUCAUGACAAGGAGGCUGUGCUGACCGCAGUAGAGGCAUUUCUGGUUUCUCUCUAUGGCUAUCGGCCUAGUGGUGACCCCACAGCUGAGAAGCAGCUCGGCCAUGAGACAUCUCCCUCCCCGCCUGGUCCUUUACGGACUGAUGCUUCAGGACCGGACAAUAAACAGAGUCCCGACGGGGAUGAUGCUAACCUCCUCAAUGAGGCACCUCAGCAUGGUGACACAGCAGUCAGUACUGAUGCUUCACUGAAGCGUCAGACCUCAAAUGGCAGCUCUUCCUCUUCCUCUGUAGCUGAGGACUGGCAUGUCAACCGGAACCCAGCCACGUUUGAAUCUAGCUUUUCUCUCUAUGAUGAGCCUAGCUGCACUCAGACAGCAGAAACGGGUUCCCCUGAGAGACUUGAGGACAAUGCCGUGACAGGUGCAGACACAAGCAAAGACCAGUUAUCAGCCGAGGAGUGGAGCCGGGGGACGGCUUUCACCGACCCUGUAUCAGGAGAACCCGUGCAGCCCGUCAAAAUCCAUCAACCUUCAAAGAACAAUCAGUCUGAAUCAGAUGAGAUCAAGAGUCGGAGCAGCUCAGACAAAAAGACGUCCAACGCCAUAACAGAGAAGCAGGUCGCUCUGACGGCCUAUGACCUGAUCAACAACCGAGCCAUCAGGGCACCGCUGUCUCCCGCCGCCCUGUUCGAGAAGGAGGCCAGAGCAGAGGUCCUCAGGGAGAAACCCACAGCCAGCCUGCAGGAUAUCAGCGUUGCCGUUCACGAGAGGUGGAAAAAUCUGAGGGAGGAAGACCGUAAGAAGUAUGAGGAGAAGGCAAAGAAACACCGGGAAUGCCACGACCAAAGGAUCAAGUUAGCCUCUGCUGAAGGCCCCAGAGAGACGAGCAUGAGCGCCCAAAGGGGCCAAGCACAGGGCCAGAAACGCAAGGCCCCACUGUCCAACCAGAAGCUGCUGGACCAGCUCUUCUCUGCACAGCCCCAGAAGAAGAAUAGGAGCCCUGCACCUAAGCCCUCGCUGCCCCUCCCCUGCAGCCUACCUUCCCUUCGGCUGCAGCUUCAGCGCCUUUCAUCCCAGAGCAGCGCAGUGCCACGGGGCCUCCGUCUUGUAAACCGGCUGGCCUCUCAGAGCGCCUGGGUCAUUUUAUGUGGUCAGAGGCUCAUGUUGUUAAACCCAUUUCGAGUGGAGGAAGCCUUGCUGUUUAAGAGACUUCUAGAGAAUAAUAUACUUCCAGCAGCGAGUCUGCAGAACCCCAUACAGUUAACAGAUGGAAGUCUAGGGGGAGCUGAAUAUACUGAAGCUUUGUGCAACAUGGAGAAACAAAGCCCUGAGCUAAACGGAAGGACCUUCUUCUCUGAUCCCAGGCUCGUGGCUAAUGGCUUUAAAAUCCAACUUACUCCAGGCCUCACGUCAGCCGAGAGACAUCUGGAAGUGACAGCAAUGGCAGACUACGUGCCUUUCCUUGGUUUGGAGGACCUCAGGGAGAUCCUGACUGCAGUUCUUCACAGGAAGGCCAGGGCCGUGCAUGAGUGCCGGCCACUUAAAGUCACAAACUACCUACAAGGUGAAGCAGUGCGACUUGCCCGUCAGUUGCCUACAAAUUUAUCCAGGGAAGAUGUGGAGGAAACUCUGCUGAGGAUGGAACAGCAGCUUGGUGAGAACAGCCGGACCUGUAUCCAUGGACAACCAUUUUUCCAACACCUAUCUGACAUCCCUUCUACAGACCAGGAAGCUAAAGCUCUGCUGAAGCCUUCAGAGCUGUAAGAAAGUAGUAGACACCUUUAAUGAAAUACCACAGCAGCAGUUCAAUAUCUGUCUCAUCAGCUGUCUCAUCUUAAUACAGAUGAUUAUUCUCAAUGUAAAUGACUUAUUUGUAUUCUCAUCUGACUUUGGUACAAAGAAAACACAAAAAUAAAUAUUUUUUUUCACAUA